Molecule: messenger RNA, 1352 nt
Organism: Ciona intestinalis (vase tunicate)
Lineage: Eukaryota; Metazoa; Chordata; Ascidiacea; Phlebobranchia; Cionidae
Source: RefSeq, a predicted model, not a curated record
AAAAGUAUAUAAAAAAAAAACAAAAACUGAUAUUUCCGUAUUACAAUAUACAACGCGUUCAUGCAGGGUCGGCGUCACCGAAAAGGGCUCCCUCAACUUGAACAUAUCAGUUCGUGCAGAAGGUGGCCAUUCAUCCAUGCCACCAGCACAGUCGAGCAUAGGAAUCCUAGCUACAGCUAUCAGCAGGUUGGAAUCCAAUCCUCACCCCUUAAUAUUUGACGAACUAACGGAAGAUUUUGUCGAAAAAAUAGCUCUGGAUCUUCCGUUCCCCCUUAACGUCAUAUGCUCAAACAUUUGGAUUUUUAAACCGCUUAUUAAAUGGGUGCUGUCAAAAGGCAUGACGAAGUCCAUGAUACAAACUACAACUGCAGUAACUAUGAUACACGGAGGGUUGAAGUCCAACGUCAUACCACCAUCCGCAUGGGCGAUUGUCAAUCACCGCAUACAUCCAAGUCAAACUAUUCAACAGAUUAUUGACCGUGAUAUUGCUGUUAUCAACGACGAUCGAGUUCAUGUGGAAAAGAUGAAAAACUUUGUUGCCGCUGAAGCGCAUCCUGUAUCUCCACACGAUCCGACCAAGGACUGGCCGUACCAUGUGCUUGAAAAAUCUGUUCGCCAGAUUUACCCCAAGGCUGUGGCUCUUCCAGUAUCCAUGGUCGCUAACACUGACACAAGACAUUUCCUCGACUUCACGAAGCAUAUCUUCCGUCACAACCCAGUCAGAUUACAUGUCAAAGAAUUGUCAAUGAUACACGGCCGUGACGAAUUUAUAACAAGAUCAAGCUUCGAAUCUUCCAUAAACUUUUUCUAUCAUUUGAUGUUGAAUGCAAACGAAAAGGGUGAUGUUCUUCCACCUCUAGAACAUACUACUGAACUAUAAUGUUAGCAAAUAUAGUAGGGUGGGGUAAGAUGGGACGCCUUCUUCAUUCCAUUUUCUCGUCCCAUUUAGUAGUAAACAAAACACAUUUAAAGAAUUAUAAAACCGUAUCCUCACGACUCUCAUAGACCGUUGUUAAUUGUUUAAAACUCAGAGAAUUAUAAAACCGUCUCCUCGCAACUCUUACAAAGACCGUUGCUAAUUGUUCAGAACACGAUCAGGAUAUUUGAAUAUUAUUUGCUAAAGGUGUCCAAUCUUCCCCUACAGUGCUAUCCAUCUUGUUUUCUGUAGUUGCAGGACAGGUGUUACUUACAUUGCAUUCCCUCAAGCACUCUAUACUUUGUGUUCUCGCUAUAUUCUGUGUUCUUCAAACGCCUUCGACCAAACUAUGCAUAAUCGUCUAAUUAACCUUUUAUUACUUGCUGUAUGUUGUUACUAGUGAAUUAACAAUUCAAAUAAAACGUUUGAAGUUUUA